UAAAUAUCUCGAAAAAAACAGUUUACUUUUGAGAGUUGUCUUGUACAUACUCUUAUUUGUUUCUUCUGUAGUUUGAAGAUUUUACUUCUAUACAUGUAGAUAUUAUGAUAUUCCGAACUUACCUGAUGAUGACUGUGUCUGUCCUAAUGAUUUUUAUAAAAUGUUUACAUUACAUGGAUUAUUUAAACCACAAGUUAUUCCAUUAGUUUAUGGGCUGCUCAUAGGAAAGAGUACUUCUGACUAUGACCAGUUCUUUAAGCGUAUUAUGGAAGAAGAUGAUUUUAAUCCAGAUUCAAUAUUGACUGACUUCGAAACUGGUACAAUAAAAUCAAUAAAAUCAUUAUUUCCUAAUGUCGUUCACAAAGGCUGUUUGUUUCAUUUUGGUCAAUGUGUUUGGAAAAAUAUUCAACAUCAUGGAUUACAAAACAAAUAUCAGGAGGAUAAGUCGUUCCAUUUGAAUAUUAAAAAACUUAUUGCUUUAGCUUUUGUUCCUGUUUUAGAUGUUAUCAAAGCCUACGAAUCAAUAGCUGACGAUUUCGACGAUGACGCUGAUGAGUUUCUC
This is a messenger RNA of Adineta ricciae, 562 nucleotides long. NCBI's taxonomy places the organism in Eukaryota, Metazoa, Rotifera, Eurotatoria, Adinetida, Adinetidae. The record is from the annotation of a GenBank genome assembly.